Molecule: messenger RNA, 222 nt
Organism: Trichobilharzia regenti
Lineage: Eukaryota; Metazoa; Platyhelminthes; Trematoda; Strigeidida; Schistosomatidae
Source: the annotation of a GenBank genome assembly
AUGAGUGAUCUUAGUCCCAAGGUCAUCCGUAUCCGCUCAACUCCUAAAACCAUUCAGCUCGUACCAUACUGGCCAGAUAAUGCUGAAACGUGGUUUCUGCUAGCUGAAGCAGAUUUUUGUGAGCAUGGGAUAACUGAUCAACGUUCACAGUUACUUGCAGUUAUUCACGCCCUACCGCGGGAAUUCAGCAAGUACGUAACAUCACAGAUGUUGAGUCCCGAG